AGAAUCAGAAGACCCCCAUCAUAUGGUCAAAAAGUAGAAAGCCACCAUAGGGCAUCCAUUCAUAAUUCCACUCACAAGGCUUAAAAUAAGAUUAUUGAUGAAAUUUCACACCCAAAAAUAACAAUAAAGUAUAGUGAUUUCACAAGGUGUAGUCAAAAAGUAAACCAACCCCAUAAAAGCCAACUCACAAACAACUCAAAAACAUUCUUUCUUCCUUUAAACUAAGGACAAAGCAGGUGAUCUUUUUUUGUUCUUGAGAAGACAUCAUCUUAUAUUGCUUUUCUUCUCUCACUUUUUAUGGAUACUACUACUCAAUGGACACAGGAUAUUGGACUUGUAACAUCCAAUAUGGCUACACAAAUAGCUCCACCUAAUGUUACAUGUUCAAGAACAUCUUCUACAAUGGAGAAAAAAGUCAGGCCACAAAAAGAUCAAGUUGUAAAUUGUCCAAGGUGCAAUUCAACAAAUACCAAGUUUUGUUACUACAACAACUAUAGUCUUACUCAACCAAGAUACUUUUGCAAGACUUGUAGAAGGUAUUGGACAGAAGGUGGUACACUAAGAAAUGUUCCAGUUGGAGGUGGUUCAAGGAAGAAUAGUAGAUGUUCAAUAUUAUCAUCAUCUUCUCAAAAGCUUCUUGAUCUAAACCCUAAUCCAAGUCUUAGUUCUCUUCAAAACCCUAAUUACAAUCUUAAUCUUGGAAGUAACCAAGAUCUUAAUCUAGGGUUUCCAUCUAUUAACAUACAUGAUCAUAAUAAUUACUUUCGUGGCAUGCCUCAAUUUCUUGAAUUUCCUAAAAUGGACAAGGGCAAUAAUGGAAUCGAUCAUUUUUCAACUUCAACUUCAAAUACUACUCCAGUUUCAGCUCUUGAUCUUCUUCGAACGGGGAUUGCUUCAAGAGGUUUAAGUGCAUUUAUAUCUUCAUCAUCACCAGCAACACCAGAUUUAAACGCGUUGUACACAUCAAGUGAAGUUCAAGAAAAUGGUGCAAAAAUGAUGUUCCCAUUUGGAUGUUUGAAUAAUCAUAAUAAUAGUGAGAGUAAAGGGCAAGAGAAUUCAUCAAGUGUUGGAUAUUGGAAUGAUGGAAUGUUAGGUGGAGGAGGAACAUGGUGAAUAAGGAAUUGAAAGAAAAUAUUGUGCAAAAAUCUCACUUUGUAAUUGUUUUUUUUUUGGAUGUUGUUAUAUUGUUUUUUUAUCAUUGGACAUGCUUUGAUCAUUAAUUUGUUUGGAACUAGAUAGAAGAUAGAUCUAGUUUCCUUGUUAUUCACUUUACUCUUUGAUAAGUGUUUCUAAUGUUUGGAUCAUAACAACUUUUUUCU
Messenger RNA from Solanum tuberosum (potato), 1319 nucleotides. RefSeq names its product dof zinc finger protein DOF2.5-like. Gene Ontology annotation, biological process: regulation of DNA-templated transcription. The coding region runs from base 298 to 1113 and encodes 271 amino acids. The transcript has 3 exons. Gene Ontology annotation, molecular function: DNA-binding transcription factor activity; DNA binding. The record is from RefSeq and is a predicted model, not a curated record. Lineage: Eukaryota; Viridiplantae; Streptophyta; Magnoliopsida; Solanales; Solanaceae.